AAAAUGUCGUCCGCUCAAGAAAAGAUGAAAGAUGUUACGAAAUACAAUCUAAAAGCACUAAUGUCAGUAUCAAUUUGUGUUUCUUGGUCAUGCUCAAAAUGGAGGACGCUUUAAAACUGGACACAAGAACGAGACAAACCUGUUCGCUAUCAGGGUCAAGAUCCUGACAUAGGAGAGGAAAAAUGUGAAAAGGGAGCAUGGGAAAGGACCGCCGGCGGGUAAAAUUGAUAAGGAGCAGUCUGUCCGGGUGGAAGGCACUCUUUUUGCCGAUGGUGGUCAUCGUCACUCGCACUCAGGACUGUGGGGUUCGGAGCCACUUGCCGCUUUGGGGAGAAGAAGCCUCUUUAGAGAGAAGAAGCAUCCUCACCAAGAUGACCCUUUUGCAUCUACUUCUGUUCCUUGGGUUUGCUGGCAAGACUUCUGCACAAAUAGAAGCGAUCUCCUACACUCCUCGUAUCUCCGAUCUGAACAUGGAAGGGAAGAUCACUGCCAGCACCUUUGCCUUGGAACCACCAAGCUGCAUCUUUGACCAGGUUGUCAAUGCGUCGGACACCAUUUGGGUGGUGGUUACUUACAGUAACGCCACCUUCAAAUUUAAGAACCCAACAACUCCGAAGGAUGUCCCGACAUACGAAGAACUGUACACCACAUACGGCUACAUGACCAUGAAGGCCACCCUUGACAAUUACCCAUGCAAGAAAGGCCAGGCAGGGCGCGUCCUCCGGAUUGGCAAUGAGUCUUCUUGUAAGAACGAUGACAGCCGGACCCACUGCAAUGGCCCCUUGCCUUCUCCAGGUCCUUUCAGAGUGAAAUUCCUUGCCAUGGACACCAAAGGAUCCAUAGCAGAAACAAGGUGGUCUGCUUCUAUUACGCUCCAGAAAGCUUUAGCCUGGAAAACGCUGGACACUUGGCCGGGACGACGUGAAGGAGACAUGAUUGUCAUUACCGUUAUUCUGUCUGCGCUCUGUGGAGUUGUCACCAUUGGUUUCCUUGGCACUGUCAUCUAUGAAUGUGUCAAGACCUGGAGGCAACCAGAUGAAAACCAACAGGAGCCGCGCCAGGACCCGGAGCCCUCCUUUCAAGGCAGUCGCUACGACACCCACCACAUCCCCCCGGCUCCGCCUGUGCCGCCACCUCCACCUUCUGCGGAUGUGCCUAGUCCUCAACUAAUUUCUACGUCGCAUUAGAUCCGUGAUCUCACAAACCUCUUUGCUUCCUCCCUGUGGCUGCAUCUACACCGCAGAAGCAAUGCAGUUUGACACCACAUUAACUGCUGUGGCUCCAUGCUGUGGGAUUCUGGACAUUGUACGUCUGUGAGAGAUUUAGCCUUCCUUGUCAGAGAGCUCCGGUGCCACAACAAACCUCUGGAUUCCAUAGUAAGGAUCCAUGGCGGUCAAAGUGGUGUCAAACUGCAUUAAUUCUGCAGUGUGGCAGAAGUCCAAGUGUCUUUCUGUAUACUUCUGUGUAUCUUUCAUUGGUAAUAGGCAAGCCCUCCAACUCCACCAUCACGUUAAAUUCUAACUCUGAAGAAGAGGUGGGACUCUUGUGGCCUUCCAGAUGUUGCUGGGACUUGCUUUAGCCGGCAGAGUGAAUAACAAGGGAUACUGGGAGUUGUAGUCCAGCAACAUCUGGAGGACCCCAUAAUUCCCCUCCCUGUAUUUACCCUGAGUUGUUUGGUACCACUUUAACUGCCAUGGAUCUGUCCUGUGCAAUCUGUAGUUUGAUGAAGUACAUAAAAAAUAUAGUGACAGAUUGAGGGGAGGAACAGAAUGAAAGACAGCAAGUAUGGGAGUGUUUCUUUCAGCCUUUGCCAUGUUCUCAAGCACCCUUCCCAUUGAUAUCAUUGCAAACUGUUAGUUCACUGAUAAGCGGUAUAGAAAUGUACUCGCUAUUGCUGUUGCUAUUGCUGUCACCUAUGCUCCCCGCAUGCCCAAAAAUACAAAUAGAGGGAAGCUGCCAUUCCCUCUCCCAGCACUUGCUCCUUAUGGAAACACUGCAAACAGACACGGAAGACACAGCUUGGACUAGUUACCUUUUUUUGGGAUGCAGAACUCCCAGAAUCCCCCAGCGUGCGUGGCUACCAACAAAAUGGUGUCAUUCUGGACAUAGGAUAGCUUAGACUGGCCUGUAUUCAUAGGACACAUCUUAGUGCUAUAUAAUUUAGAGAAAGAUAAGAUAGCUUAGGAUAGCCUAAGAUAGGAUACAUCUUAGUGCUGUUUGAUUUAGAAAAAUACUUUUGCCUCCCAAAGCCGAUUACUAACCUAACAGUGUAUUGUGUAUUGAAUUUUAAAAACCAACACAAUGCUUAAAAAUAUAAACCCAUGCAUACAUCUAUACAUACAACCUCUUUGGUUAUCUAGCUAACAUAGUUGUUGCUAGUCUACAAUUCUCCAGUCGUACAAUCAUAAGCAACCAACCUUACAUACCUACUAACCAUCUUUAAAUUUGACUACACUGUUGUUGAUUCUGUCGUCUAAUUCCAUUUAAUGUCCCCUUGUCCUUUCACUGUCCCAGCCUUCUACCUUUCCUUUACUCACUUCCUUUACUUAUCUCUCUUUACCUGCUGCUUUCUUUCUUUAAUCUUUUCUAUACCGAUUCUUCCCUACUCUCUUUUCAUUCGUCUUACUCUCUCCGCAUCCUUUCCUUAUUCUCUCCUUUCCCACUUUGCUUCUCUUCUUCUCCUUACAUCUUCUAUGACCAUCCUUCCUGCUAUCAUCUUCUUCCCUCUUUCAUUCUGUAC
This is a messenger RNA of Sceloporus undulatus (fence lizard), 2740 nucleotides long. RefSeq names its product uroplakin-3b-like. Bases 198 to 1187 code for a protein of 329 amino acids. The record is from RefSeq and is a predicted model, not a curated record. The transcript is spliced from 7 exons. NCBI's taxonomy places the organism in Eukaryota, Metazoa, Chordata, Lepidosauria, Squamata, Phrynosomatidae.